This is a messenger RNA of Lymnaea stagnalis (great pond snail), 14774 nucleotides long. Lineage: Eukaryota; Metazoa; Mollusca; Gastropoda; Lymnaeidae. The record is from the annotation of a GenBank genome assembly.
ACUACAUAAAUAUUAUUCUACUUUUCUCUACAAUUAAUAAACGAAAAUAAAUUUAAAUAUAACACAUUUUACAAAAAUCUGACCAUAAUUCCUUUGAUGAACCAUCGGCGUUGGCGGCGGCUGAAAUAUUGACCGUUCGUAACGUUGGAUUAGUUGUUUUUUCUACAUUUAGUCCAUCUUAAGAUACAUUUAUCAGACCAACAAAGGAGUAGUAAGUUUACAUUUAUAUUACAUUUAAUAACAAUGUUAAAUGGAGUUUAAUUAUUACAAAUCGAGUUAAUGUAUUAAGUCAUUUGCAAAGCCACGCCAUGCCCAGCCAAGGAGCUAGCUAGGCCAUAAAGGAAGUUCAUAGACGUCAUGAUGAAUCCAAGAGUGACAUGAUGGUUUCACGCAGUUUUGUCUUUUACCCAUUAGUGGAAAGAUUGCAUGACGCCACUGUCCAUUGUUUUAGUAGAAUUUGACAGUAUCAAACAUCCCCUUUCCAGGAAAUAUCCAUUCUCCUAAUAUUGACAAUAUAUUUAAUAAAUUUUAACAUUUAAAAACUAAGGCAAAGGUGUCUACUCUGGAAGUGUAAAGUGUAAGUAUUUAUUAAACUGUAGUAGUACUGUAGGUACUUCGGUAAGUCAAGGGAGACUACUACUUUUUGUGUAUGGGAUUUCGCAAUCGGCGCCAAAAAAUCCGAGUUUUUAAUUUUCCGAUGUGUGUGUCUAUUUAUUAUUAAAUUAGUACUUUCGAUAUGUAUUUGAGUUCCGUUUUCGGCCUUAUAAUUAGGUAGACAUCUUGGCCUACAUUUUAAUCAAUUUCUUUUUCAUUUACAAUCAGUCAGCUUUGAGAAAAUCCUUGGUAAAUAUAAGGCAACUUUCAUCAUUAAAAUUAAGUCGAAGGAAAAAAUUUGUCACUACCAAAUUUUUUUUGCAUCUGGGGAAUCUAUUGAUCUACAUGUAUGCCAAUUUUCACAGCGAUAAGUGUCUUACGAGAGACGCUAUGUUUCUGCGCGUUCGCAGCAGGUCAUGCAGCUCGCUCAACCUAAUUUCGCCAUGGGGUUGGCCACGCCCCCUUUUUAAUGGCGGAAGUUGCCGAUACUUAGGAAAUAUUAAUUUAUUACCACUAUUUACAUCAAAAUAUUUGAUAACUUGUGUUUCAGAAUGCAUUUUGAAGACAUUUAAACUGGAAUGUUUUAAUUUGAGCUUUAACAACCCGGUAGAAUCCAUAUUAUAAAUGAUCAGAAUUUACCGUGUGCAACACGUUGUCAUUGGCAACCAUUCACAGCCACUUGCAUAACGGCUGUAUCGUAGUACUACCUCAGAGUUUCAUUCAUAAGAGUUUGCCGUGUGCAAAAACUACUAUACCAUUGGUCAGGGAAAGCUUUAAUUAAUUAUUCAUGUGCCAAAGUUGAAAGUUUAAACUAAGUCGACCCUAAACAGUAUUUUAGUGAUAAGGCGAUGCGUUGCCUUAUAUAAAGUAUAUAGUCAUGACGCGAUCAGCGGAAUGAGGUCACAAGAUGUGGAGGUUUCGUCCAUAGUAAAAAAUACCAAACGAACUCACACUUUAAAAAUUCAUAGCUCAAAAAGUACUUAAGCUAAAAAGUUGAUUCUGGUUUCAUUUUUUUAUUUGAAAUUAGCUCUAACUAACUGUGCUAUUAAAAAAAUUAUUUGAAUUUUUUAAAAUUUUGUAUCCAAGUGCCUAUAGUACUGUUUUACUGUAAGUUAACAAAUUAUGGCUGAGGUCUUAAGCCUAGUAAGUAGCAGCUUAUCAAUUGAGACAAUUGCAGAUAUUUUUUUAACAUCAUAUUCUAAAACAGUUAACGCCAAUAUUAUAUUUAUUGGCAAAAUGCCAAAAUAAAUAAAUGUUGAAAAUGACCAAAGUCAAAGGGUGAUUUUUUUUUUGUGUUUAUUGCACAUCUCUACAAUUUUAAUUUCCAUAAAUUAAAAAUAUUUGGAUCCGCAUCUAUAGUAUUAGUAGUACUUGUGGAUCCCAAUAUUUAUUUGAACAUUAGGCCUAAAGUUUUAAAUGCAGAGGCAAAUACUUUGUGGGUCGGGGGAAAAUCGGCCGGGGAAAUUUCCUGUUGUCAACCUCCGAUGGUCUCUCAACUAAAGCAAGGAUAGACUGUCUUAAAUUUUGAGUCAUGCCACUUUAAACAACUAGAAAAGCCGGUAAAUGUUUAGUUAGCGGCAUGGGUUUCUGCUAAGAGUUUUCGCACCCUCAGCGCAGUGACAUCACUUUGGGGGGUUCAAUACUGGACUUAUGGUGGCAGGACAAACAAUAGUGGACCUGGCCGAUGAGUCCUAUCCUUAACUGAGUGUUAUUUGCUUCAUAAACAGCAUAAUUUGACAAUCGAUAACGUUAAUAUCAAAUAAUGUAAUUUUCCAUUCAGUUUUUUAUAAAAAUUAAACUUUCAAGUUUCAAAAGAAAUAAAAAGAGAAAAUCAUCGUUGCUGAUUACCCCAAGAUGAACACUGGAAAAAAGACAUGGGCUUAGUUAUAAGUAUAAGUGCUUUUCUUUUUUAUUGGUUGAAUAAUAUAAUACUAGGUAGUCCAAACUAAAAUUUUCUAUACAUAGCAGACAUAUGUGGUGAGUUUCACCUUACAGAACUUUUUAUUCUAAGAUAUAGGCCACUUAUUUCAUGUAGAUAUCUCAAUAAACAAAAAAGUUAUGCGAUUUUCAAAUUUGCUGAAAGUCGACCAAAAAUUGAUUUUUUUACCUUGUGAAAAAGUGCCAUGUUUAAGGACCUAUAUUUUCUAAAAUAAUCAACAGAGAAGUCCAGGAAUUGGUGUAUAUGCUCCAAAGUUUACAAUAUUAAAGCCCAAUUUUGUUCAAGCAGCCAGAUCUAAUAAAAAAAUAACGAGAAUGAUUUUUAGUCAUUUUUAUUUUCCGACAGGAAAAGUGUAAAAAUACACAUUUUCAAAAAUUUGUUAAAAUUUCUGUUAUUGCCUUACAUAAAUAUGUCAUACAUCAAAUUAAAGAUAAUUUUAAGCAGAACAACAUGCUGUAUGCCUUAACAUCAUCAAUAAACACUUAAAGGCACUAAAAUAAGUCUAAAAGUACCCACUUAACGUUUUUUUUUUUAUGUGAUUAGAUAAUGCAUUUUAUCACAUAAUUGUGAUAAAAUCAAAGGAAUAUGAUGUCAGAUGUGUUAACUAUUAAUUAAAAGACUAAUUAAAAAAAUAUCAAUGCAGAGUAUUGUCAAAAAUACAAAGCUAUUGAGCAUAAAUUUUAAUUAAAUAGAGAAAUGCCUGGUCUGUCAACUGAGGGGUGACUGGGUAAGCUUCUGUAACCAAUUUGUAAUAUGCUUUUUGGUCUUAUUCCCCAGUAGCUUGAUAAGUACAUUAUCAAAAGCAAUUGUCAACUCUAGCCACAAUGUUGCACCCAGGGUCAUCAUAGGUUUCUCCGCUGUGGAAUGAAGGAUUAAACUUAGAGAGCAUAUAACAUUGUUUUAAGUACCGGUAUUCAUAGGUGUACUAUAAAGACUAAAUAUUGAGACAACUGGGCGAGUCCAUUUCAAUAGGCCUAUAGGUACCGGUAGUACUAGUGAGUCUAAGAUGAAAUAAUAUUGAAACAAUUCUAACUCAGAAAUACGUUUUAUUGAGUUUUAAUAAAUGCUUCAAAAUCUCAUUGUCAAGAUAAGCUUAAAAAUUAUUUUUUUAAUUAUUUUGCUGUGUAUAAUGUUCUAUUCACUUGAAGCCUCCUACCCCAGAUAAAAAUUUACGUCGGUCCACCCCAAUGUUUACUCGCCGGCAUCCAUUUUUAUUUUCUCGAUCGGACAGAAACCCCCUUUGAAAUCAACAAUACGAUCUUUAUUUUAAAAUUAUAUUUAUAAAAUAUAAGAAAGAUCAAACAUUUAGCAUGUCUGCGACAUGUCUAUCAAUUUUUUUUAUCGCUAGACUGUCCUCAAUUAAAUACAUUUGGUCCGAUCUGCAACAUGUCUCCUAGUCAAGUUCACAAUAGCUCCAAUUCGUUAAAAUAAUAUCUAAUAGCUGACGACACCAAAUUAAGUUUAACUCACUUCUAAUCAACAUUUACAUUCACUAAUACAUUAAUAUGAAAAUUUAAUUAUAUUACUUACUUGUUGAUUAAAAGCCCCAACAUGGCUAAAAAUGCACCCGCCAUAAUGCUGGUACUAGUCACCAAGCGCACGUUAGGCGUCUUAGUGCAAGCGGUGUGGAACUGGAAAUGAGGGUGUUUUUUUGUAAACAUCGCCGCUUCGCGAGAAUUAUGCCCACUCAUUUGAUUUCAUGAUAUUAAAUAGUUAAAGACCUGAUCUUUCCAACUGUGUAGGGAACGUCCUAAUAUCUCCAUGUUUUCGUCCAUUUUUUAAUACGAAAGUUUUCAACCGGCUUUUUCAAAAUGAAAUAAGCGAGGUAGAUAUACUUUCUAUGCAUCAAACGAAAGGACAUCAUCUGCUUAAUCAUCUUUCUUAUGGUGGUAGAAUUAUUGCAAUAACUUAAAUACACGCGAAGCCGUGGGCGUUUGAAACACCUUGGGGUAAACUGGUACUCGCGAAAAAUUGGUCAAAACUGAUACUUUUCAAACACAUAAAAAACACUUUCAAACACAUGUUACAGUCAUACAAGUAACACAUUUUGCCAGAUAAAGACUUAAACUUAAUUCAACAUAUAAAUUUUAUUGCUGUAUCGCCACUAGAAGAUAUUUUUUUGAAAACUUCGAAAAAUGACCCUAAAUCGCAUUUUUGCUUAAGUUUGGACUACCUAAUAAUACAUAAAUUUUUUUAAUUAAAAAUUUAAGUUAAAAAAUAAAUAACCCACCCACAAGAUCUAUGGUACUUAUAAGUACCAUUUCUCUAUAGUCGGACUGCAGAGAGCUAAAGGAUUAAGUAUAGAGAGAACCGAAUUCUCGAUUAAAUUGAUAAAACUACGGUAACAAGCAAGCCUUAGUCACAACCAAAAACUUUUUAAGUUUGGUUAUAAUGUUUUAUUAAUUUAAAACUUUUUAGAAUUAAUCAGAUGGUAAGGGAUUCCACAAUAACGAAUCACUUAAUAAUUGACAGUGAUUAGAGCAAAAUACGGCAUCUCGGUUGUACAAAAUUAACUAUCGGUUUGGUGACAUUUUGUUUUUACACCAACACCCGCCGGCUUAGGGAGCCCAUAACUUUUUUUUGGAACGUUGAAAUUAAAUAACAUAAUAAAGUUUAACCUUAUAAAUAGAACGUAGCUUCUAUUAAACUAAGCCACAUUUUUAUUUAUUAACUAACAUAGGAGAGUAUAUUUAUGAUAUAUAUAUAUGCUCAUUGGGUGGUUAUAACCCUGUCAGUGACACACACAAAAAUUCGUAGAAUAUUAAUUUCAUAGAAUCACUGUAUCACAAAAACUGAUAGGUCACUGUUUCCGAGUCUCUUAUUAUAUUGACCGAAAUCUGUCAUGACACAACAGACAGCUGUAUAAUGGUCAAUGAUCUACCAUUAUGACAGUUAUAGGGUUAAAACAAAUUAUAAAUUAUCCCUGCGUUGAGACACAUUGCACUGUCACAAAUGAGAAAAAACUAUCAACCUGUACUUAAUCUGUUCAAGUUCAUUUGUGAUUAGUUUCACUUUUGUAAUCCAUUUUAAAUUUUCUUCUUAGGUUAUCAUGUCAGAAGGAUUUGUUGUGAGGCUUCGUGGUCUGCCAUGGUCCACCAAGGCAGAUGAAGUGGUUCAUUUUUUGAGAGGUAGUUUUUGAAAUGCUAUGCGUGACUUAACUAUAUCCACGUCAAUUAAUUUCUUUUUGAUACACACAACGCAGACAUAUCAUAGCAAGAAAAAUUCAUUAAUUCUCACCUCUGCUGCACACUCAUUCUAACAUGUUAUCUCCUCCCUAAUAACUAAUCACAGCUUUCAGAUCAAACUCAUUGUAGUUUUUUUUUAAACUGAUAAAUAGCAAUUUAGUCAUUAAGAUCAACAGAUGCUGAUUUUUGGUAGCAGUUCUGGUGUAAUUUAAUUGGUGAUCGUUCAUAAUUUAAUUGUUAGUUGAAAUGGCCUGAAUUGAAAUAAAUAUCUUUCUUUACAUACAAAAUUUUUGUGAUUACUGCUUUUUGACCAUUGAGUUUCACCGUUUCAUUCAUAAAAUGUUUGUAUGGAAGGUUUAAAUCUUGAAUUUUAGGUGAUUUUUUGUGUGUAAUAAAUACUGAUGAAGAUAAAUUUUAUACGCAAAGUAACCAGAUCGGCAAUAUAUUGCUGAAGGAAGUUUGAAGUUGUGAAUCAUUGUAAAAUGGUUAUUUUAUUAUAUUUUUUUUAAAUACUUAUGCCGCACACACAUUUCGUUUUGGGAAAUUACAAAUUCAUUUGUUUGCCUAACUUUCAUUUAAUUACAUUUUAUUUUAAGAAUGCAACAUUGCUGGUGGAGAAGAUGGUGUUCAUUUCACAUAUUCUCGGGAAGGAAGACCUAGUGGUGAGGCAUUUGUUGAGCUUGAAUCUGAGGAAGACGUCACCAAUGCUCUCGCUCAGAACAAUGAGCAUAUUGGCAACAGAUAUAUUGAAGGUUAGCUAAUCAUUUUGAAAAACAUAACUUAGAUAUUUAAAAAUUUGAUCAUUUAAAAAUUAUUAUAAUAUGAAGCAGUCAAGUCCCAAAGCAAACCACAGAUAGGUAUUGUGCAGUUACAAAAGUUGAGUUAUGUACGUAAAGAAUUAUCAUUUUUACUAUGCGUUGACAUAGUUAAAUUAUAAAUGAAUUACGCUUUAAUUUUAAUUUAAUUUUUUUUUGUUUAAAGUUUUCAGAGUGGAUAAAUCUGAGAUGGAAUGGAUGAUAAAAAGAGCUGGGGCUAGUGUUGCAGGGGGUAUGGCUGAAGCUGUUGUGAAACUAAGAGGUUUGCCAUUUGGCUGUUCAAAAGAGGAAAUAGCUCAGUUUUUUACAGGUAAUGGCCUUAUAUUAUUUUGUGAUGUAUUUUUCUCUUGAGUUUAUUAUUGUGCUACAAAGGAAUAAGUAAAAACAAAAAAAUUAAAAAUCUAUAAAAUUAAAUGUAGUAUAUCAUAUGUGGAUCUGUUUUUUUUUCAUUCUGAAGAAACAAUAGUUUUUACAAAUGAGUUAUUAAAGGGUAGAUAUCAUUCUUUUUUACUGAUUACAUUUAUGGUACAUAUGGUUCUUUUUAGCCGAUUACACCCUGUACAUUAUAUCACUUAUUAACAAUGUCUGUUUUGGGGUCAUGCAACAUUAUUUUAUUUUUUUUAGCAUUAGAAAAAUAUUUAAAUUAUUACAAAUCAUUAGCAGUGAUAAUUAAGAAACUUUUACAAUUUCAGCAUAUAGAUAUUUUUUAACAAUUUCCAUUAGUAAAACUAGAAAAAUAAUUACUCGUUACACACCUUAACAGUGCAGCCUUGAUUACUUUCUGUACUUGUUCCAUUAUUAUUAUGGUUAGUAGUGUGUGCUAUCGCCCUGAAUGUUUUCUUUGACAUAAUUGAUUACAUGUUGUCAUCAAGUUAAGGGCUUUAAAUUAAUUUAAUCAAUUAAGAUUAUUCUCACAAAAAGGGUGUAAUGGGUUAAGACAUAUAUAUAUAUAUAUGCUCAAAUUAAAAUUUAGAGUUUAAAAAAAAAAAAUUUAAGAUAAUAUAUGUAGAUUAUUUGUCUGGGUUGUCUUAGUCUAUGUAAUUAUAUUGUAUAAUCUGUAAUAAUCCUAAACAUUUUUUUACUGAUUCCUUCUCUCUUUGCCCAAUGGUUGGGUGGGGGUUAUAGGGUUGGAGAUAGUUCCAAAUGGAAUUAUGCUCCCUGAAGAUCGUCAGGGGAGAAGCACAGGGGAGGCAUUUGUACAAUUUGCAACGCCAUCAAUAGCAGAGAGGGCUUUGGAAAAACACAAAGAAAGGAUAGGUCACAGGUGGGGUUUUUACAGGCAUCUUAAAAUGGUUGGUCAUGUAUAAAAAAUGUCAUGCAAGUUUAUUGCCUUGUCCUAUUGCUCACAAUGAUCUGUAAGUAUGAUUAGAAUGGCAGAGGUGAUUUGAAGAUUGGAAAAUGGAUUUGCGCAAACAGAAGAAAAAAACAGCAGAGUCCUGGCAUUAGAUAUCGAGAGAAUGUCUUGGUGUCAAGUGCUUUUUAAUUAUUCCUUCAUUCUGUCUAUGUAGCUGAUUAGUUAUUUUCGCUGGAAAGAAUCUUCAUGCUUUGAAAUUUGUGAUAGUGUAACAUCUUUUAAUGAGCUGAAUACAAUUUUAAGUUUUCAGUAAAAUUAUCUUUGAGGGAUCUUCUUUUUAAAGAGAGUGUUUGCUGACAACUUUUAGAAAAUAAUCACAUGGGAGUGGCAAAACUUGCUAUUGGUGAUCUCAUUAAGAAAAAAAUUCAUCUAAGAUAGCUUAAUGUUUAUUGUAUUGAUAAGCUAUUAUAUAAUAAUGAUCUCACUUCAUCUGAACAAUUACAAAUUAUUACCAUGCUAUUUUGGAUAUUGAAUAGUAGUAGCUAUUUGCAGUAUGGCCAUAACUUAAAUCUUAAAUGAUUAACUUCUUAUGUUUUUAAGUGAGGUUAGCAAAAUAGUUUUACUUUUUGUAUGACUAUGUCAUUUUGAUUUUUAUAUAUUUUUUAUUUCAAAAUGCUUUCUUAUCGUAUACCUAGAUACUUACCGGAAAUAGUUUUCAUAGGAACUAGUUCUAAUUAAAAAUCAAUAUAAGUCUGCUUUGGUUCAAAAUAUUUAUGUCCCCGUGACAUAAUAAAAAUUCAAGACUUACUUAAUGUAUCCGCGUCAAUUUUGUAACUCCACAAUUUUUACACUGAAGGCUCAAAUGACGCUGAUACAAGGAAUGAUGCAUAUUGGAGUUAAUGCAUUUAAAUAGCAAAUUUCAAAACUGCUAUCUGAUUUGUAUUUUUAAACUUUUUAAAUAUUUUAUUUAGGUAUAUUGAAAUCUUCAAAAGUAGCAUGUCAGAAGCUAAUGCAGCAGGUGGUGGAAUGCGUGGAGGUAUUCGUCCUUUAAUGGGUGGAGGUAUGCCUGCUCGGCCCGGACCCUACGACAGGGGUGACCGAUUCGGAAUGGGCAUGGGUAUGGGAGGAAUGGGAUAUGGACGAGGACGCAGUCGUAGCCUCAAAGGUGAGAGGAUUUUCUAAACAUUUAGACUCGCAUUCCCUUACAUGGUACUAUUAGUACUCACUUUUUUUUUUUUUUUUUUAUGGGUUUUUUUUUAGGACGCAGUCGUAGCCUCAAAGGUGAGAGGAUUUUCUAAACAUUUAGACUCGCAUUCCCUUACAUGGUACUAUUAGUACUCACUUUUUUUUUUUUUUUUUUAUGGGUUCUAUUUUUUUGAUGCUACCAUUUUCUGUAGGGUAACCUGUCAUGUUAGUUCAGUGGUCGGCAAACUCAUUAGUCAAAAGAGCCAAAAAUCAGGACGAUUACAAAAAAUUUGGGACCUAAAUUACUUUUCAAGAACCAUGUUUUUGGCAGUCAAUGCCUAUUUGUGGAUGACUGGCCGAACCACACUCUGGCCUCUAACGAGCGGCAUGAAGCUCACAAUUUGCCGUCCACUGUGUUAGUUGAUUAUUUAUAUCUAUGUGAGUCUUAAGUUUGCAGAUAGAUGUUAAUUUCUUUACUCUUGUGUCCUAGGCUUGUAUGAUGAUGACUAUGACGACUAUGGAUUUGGAGGAGGAAUGGGCUUUGGAAUGAGGCGUCGUGGUGGUGGAGGUGGAGGUGGCGGCAGCAUGGGUAUGAUGCGAGGUGGCAGAGGCAUGGGAAUGGACAUGAUGGAUCGUAGAGGCAUGCAGCCUGGAGCAUGUUAUGUCAGUAAAACUGGUCAUUCAGUCCACAUGAGGGGUCUUCCUUUUCAAGCUCUUGAACAAGAUGUGUUUGAUGUGAGUGUCUUCUUUUUUACCUCGAACAGCGGCAUCAACUUUGUUGCUAAUAGCUUUGAUUAGUUCUAGUACUUUUAUAUUUAUUGAUCUAUUUUAUUGAUGUUUGACUGGGUUUUUUGUUUUUCUUUGUCAGUUCUUUUCACCGAUCCAACCAGUUCGCUGUGAAUUUGAGUUCGGUGAUAAUGGGAGACCGACAGGUGAAGCAAACGUAGAUUUCGCCACACACCAGGAGGCUGUUGAAGCCAUGAAGAAGCACAAAACUAACAUGCGUAAGGGAUUUAUUACAAUAAAAAAUAUAGCUGGAAUAGUUACUCUAAUAACAUCCUUUAAAGUUGCGGGUGGUUGUGUAAUAAAAAUUACUUUUACUGUCAGAUGAUGCGUCACCAAUGAAUAUGUAAUUAACAGUGUUAGCUCAAUUUAAUGUAGGUAUAAUUUCUUUACUUAAUAUUUCUUUAUACAAAGCCUAUUUAAAGCAUUAGUAUUAGGUACCCCAAACCAAAUUUUCAAACUAAACUAAUAACAUUUUUGAGUGUUUAAGAUGCAAGAUCUAAGAAUUCUAAGCAUGUGGAUAUUUAAUUUUUGACUUUAUGACCUUUAUUAAGAAAGUUAUGCUAUUUUAAAUUUUUUUCCUCGGGUUACCUUUUAUGAAAUGACAAAGACCCAUAUUCAUGAGUCAUUAUCUUCAAAUGUAUGUCACCUGCACUCAUUUCCUUUACAAUAUUUACACAAUACUAUAUAGAGAACAAACACAAUUUUUUUCAAGAGUAUGGGAAAUCAAAGUUAUGGAAUUUUGUAAAAUUUUCAAAUUUUACCAAGGGAGGCAAAAAAUCACAAAAAUUACCUAUUUUUAAAAAUUCACCAAAAAUGUUGUAAAUUACUCAUAAACAUCAUUGAUAUAUCAAUUUCAAAGAGAAUCAAAGAUCUAUACAAGUAUGCAAACAAGAAGUACUUUAGCCCAACACAUAUUUGACAAAUAGCAAAAUGGUCAAGGGGUGGUAAUUUAUUUCACACUUUUUACACAUUUUUAAAAUUAUACAAAAAAUAAAAAAUAGCAUACUAUAUGUAUGAAAUCUCUUAUAAAGUGAAGAUAAUAGUAGUCUUCAUAUAAAAUAAGCAUACCUGGCACCAUAAAAUAGCAUAGAAUAAUUUAAACAUUUGACAAACGUAGUGUACAAAAAUGUUAUUUUUUAAUAUAUAUUUUUUUCUCAAAACUUGACUUAAAAUCCAAAGGACACAAUAUAAAAUAAGAUAAUAAUAUAUAUUUUACAACUCUUUGAUUUAACAUUAGGAAAUACUCUGUGCAAAAAAAAAAAAUAUCUUCAAUAGCAAAGGAAAGAAGAAAAAAAAUGUUGCAAAUUUGUAAGUACAGACUGGAUGGGUACAUCACUUUAAAAAAUCAAUUUACAUACCGGCAUUACUUUCUUCUGAAAAUGCAUUUUGAGUAAAUUAGAUAUAUGGAUAAUAUCAUCACUUAAUUUUAAGUUAUUAGAUUUAGUAAUAAGCUUCUUUAGAAUAGAAAAAUAAUAUCAAUGCCACCAUUCAAAAAGUACCGGUAAUUCAAUGGUCUCUUUGUCUGUAGAUUUAAAAAAAACAACCUUUGUAAAAAUCAAUAAAACAGACAUUUAGUACUCCCUCUGACUUAACUGACUGUGCUGUUGACACUUCAAGUGUAAAGUUGAUUAAUCUCUUUGUUACGGUACUCCAAAAGAAGACUCAUGAAAUCUAUACUGGGUAUCCAAAGUUUGGCUCAGGAAAACUGUCAUGUUCAAAUCUUUGUGGUCAAUCAAUUCCCUCAGAACUUUUUCAACCAUGGGUCAGAUCUUAAAUCCUUCUGGGAUUUGAGCAAACCAGGAUUCCAGCUAAAAUAGGAAUUAAAAACGAAAUGCAUGAACAUAAUUUAGUUUUGAACAAGGAUACUAUUACUUUAAAAUUAAAUAGUUGCAAUAACUUUCAAUAAGAAGUUAGUGUUAUGAUCUUAACUUUUUACUGCCUUUAAUAUCCCUACGCAACAAAACUCACCAUACCAUAAAGCUCAACACCAUGAACCAACUUCACAACCUACAACUCACAAAACAUUCUUCCCCUAUCAAACAUUCAGGCUUCUAAAUCUAGUUUAAAAACAGUAAGUACCUGCUCCCAUGACAUGAUGUGUAAUUUGCUUCACAACAGAAGCAAUGGCAACAGUGUGUUGUCUAUAAUAAGAUGGGGCAAAGCUAUCUUCUUUCUUUUCCAUUAGCCAGGAAUGUUUUUGUAAGGCAUCAUACAGUUCACCAGCCAGCUGUAGAAUAUAGAAUACACACAAUUUAUAAAUUGAAACAUUUUGACAGCUUUUUUCCUUCAAAUUUCAAUUUAAUUAAAUAUUGCUAGUGUGGACAUGACAUUGAAAUUAUAUAUAUAUAUAUAUUUAUAAAUAUAUAUUUAUAUAUAUAUAUUUAUAUAUAUAUUAUAAAUAUAUAUUUAUAUAUAUAACAAACUUAAAAAUUUAAAUUAUAUAUAUUAAAGUUAAUUAUAAUAAGCAAUCUUCAUUUAUUACUCUUAAGUCUUAGAGCACCACCACUCAACUUUUCAGUUUGAAAUUGUUUUCAUUACCAACGCAAUAAAAAAAUGUCACGUGACCCUUUCUUAAACUUAAAUUGCACGUAGUAACACAAUUUUUUAUAAAAAAUAUUCAAAAAUAAUAAUAAUUUGAAGUAUCAUCUACAACUUAAAGUAUUAUUUUGUUUGAUAAAAUGAGGAAAAAAAUAGAUUCAAAUUUAAAGAUGGGUGGGGUCAAUUUACUUCAUGAUGCUGAAAUGGCCGUAAAAUUCGCGAAGUGGGGGUAAACACAAAAGUCAGUAAAAUAAUAAUAUUUCAAACAUACAUGAAAAAAGCAUAUGAACGGAAUUUUUAAACCAAUAAUUCACCAUAUUAUUUAGGUUUUACAUACCUGCUAAGCGUAGAAGAUCCGAUAAAGCGCAAUUUUCUGUAUCGACUGUCGAGUGAGUCGGCCAUUUUUUUUUAGCUUCAGUCCAUGCCGCGAUAGAUCGGUACAAGGAAAAUUUAGAGGUUCUGUUUGGAAAAUUGCUGCGGUCUCGCGAUACUUCAUAUUUUACCAUUGUUUUCGUAUUUUUAUGUAGAAAUGGACCAGCAAUCUGCCCAUAAAAUUUAAAUAGCUGAAUUGGUCUUAAAUCCUAUAGAAAUAUCAUUUUUUUACAUUUCUAGUAUAUUAAAUACAACUUUAUAAAUACUAGCUUAAAGGUUAUUCACUGCUGCAUGCAUUAGACACAAUUCCGAGGUCAUUCUAUAAAUAGAGGCAAAGCUAAACGCGAUUGCCACCGAGGGGGGUAAAAACGAUCUUUUAAAAUACCGCAAAAACUCGAUGCGAUGAUGUUUUUCAAACCACAAAAAAAUUUACUAACACCAAUACAAAAAUAAACAUCAUAUUCUUAAAGUGCUUGAAUCAAUCUUUUAAAUGGUAUCAUUUUUAUUAGUAUGCAUGGUACAAUUGUAAGAAAAUAUGUUGAUGGAAGUUGUCUAAAAUGUAAAAAAAAAAAAAAAAAAACGCUGCUUCUCAGCGGUUUGGAGUACCUAUUAGUAACCUGUUUUCCACUUAAUAUUAUUAUAAUGUUUAAUGGUUAUAAUUUUACUGAGCCUUGCUAAAUGUUUGAUACUUUCAGAACAUCGUUACAUUGAGUUGUUCCUUAAUUCUGAACCAAACAUGCGGAGCAACAUUGGUGGUGGCGGAGGAGGCGGCUACGGCAAUGGUCUGGGUGGGGGAUUUGGUGCCGGCAACAUGGGGGUUGGCAAUGGCUAUAACGAUGACAUUGGCGGUGUUGGGUUUGGCCAAGGAGGCAAUUCAGGAUCUGGCUUUGGAGGUGGUUAUGGUGGUGGUCAGUCUCAAUCAUCAUUUGGAGGAGGACAAGGUGGAUUUGGAAAUCAAGGAUCUGGAUUUGGCAGUGGAAGUGGCUUCGGUGGUGGUGGUGGCGGCGGAGGAUUUGGCAGUGGAGGUAGUAGUAUUUAUUGUACCUUACAAAACAGUUAAAAAAAAAAAAAAAAAAAAUUUUUUUUAAUGAUUUCAACGUUGAAUAAUGAAAAUUGCUUGCUGGUGUUGUAUUUAUGAUUGCCUACUUGUCCAGGUGAUAACUGUUGUUUUUUUUUUGUUUUUUUUGCAGGAUCCAUGAACAACUAUGAUAUGGGUGGAGGCUAUGGAGAUGGAAUGGGUGGUGGUGGAGGAGGUGGCAGGAUGAUGGGCAAUAACUACACUGCUUUUUGAGUGAAGUGUUGUGAAGACAUGAAGGAUUUUGUUGUAUGUUACAUUUUUAACCCUUUUUUCAGCAGCGCUUCAUUUGAACGUAUAUUAAAUAAUCAUUAGCAGCAAACUCACUUUUCUUUGAUGAAGUAUAAUGUGAGGUGACAGGAGAGGUUUCAACAAAAAUCUCAUUACUAUUUCAUGUGAUUGGUUUCACAUCUGAUGUAUAUUUUGCUCUGUGAUCUGGUGAAUCUGAGAGAUCACAUGCAAAUUAAAAUGUUUAAGAAUUAACAGAAUAUUCAAAUUUACACAGAACUUUUUUUUUUCAUAGGGUAAGUUUGAAUAGGUCUCAUUUCAUUAAUAAUUUUUAAUACCUGGUCUUCAAUAUCUCAAAGCUAUUUGCAAUUCAUUUUUAUUUACAUAGUCAAACGAUUUCAUUGUAGAAUAUUUUGCUUUGUAAAAAAAGAUAAUAUUCAUUUUGGUAGUGUAUCAUUUCAGGAGUAAUCAAUCCAUUUUGACAGAUGUUUUUUCCUGGCAUUUUAACUGUCUUUUUAAUUCCCGUGUAUGUUUAACUGUUUUUUUUUAAAAUCUUAAGACAGUUUGAGAGUUUGGACAAAUAGUAUGUGUAUGUGGUACCUAGUGUUCUAAAGCCUUGUUUGUGGUAGCACUUUGAUUGUACGAUUGAUUUUAAUUCAAUUCAUUGUCAUUUUAUACCAUCAGCUCAUCUUUGAUAUUGUAAACAAAAUUUAUAUUGUCCCAUGAAGUCAUUGUAAAUAAAAAAAAUCAUAACAUUUAAAAA